AUGGCCCUCACAUCCCUUUCCUCCCUCACUUUCAUCCUUUUCAUAUUGCAUGCGGUACUUACUGCGUCGGAGCCUUGCAGCUCCUGCCAAACGGCCCAAACGGCCCGUGGCUCUGAGCUCCUUCAGCGAAGGACUCAGAAGGCCUUGAAGGUGGACACAACUACGCUGAGCUACGAGGAGUUCCAAGGCUUCGUGGAGAAGUCCUUCGCCCGUGCGAAGGAGCUGAGGGAGUACAGCCAGCGCGGCAAGCUCAUCCUUCAGAAAAGCUUCAGAUCCUUCGAUUCUUCUCAUUACAAGAGCUUCAGCCAAAACCUCACAUGCAUUGAGAACGUCGAGCAGGGCUUCGAUCACUUUGUUGUGACGUCCAAGCUGGACCUGGAGCUCACUCCGCUUGAGCUCCAGAGCUUCCGCGCGCGCGUGGUGGAGGAGAUGGAGUACUUGUGCAAGCACGACAACAUCACCGGACACGCGCAGUACGUGGCAGACUUUAUGCAGGCCCUUGAGGACGAGCGACCAGUCUUGACAAGUAAGUUGCAAGACAUUUUGAAGGAACAGUACCACGAUGUGACCUUUGAGUUCGCGGGCUGGCUGGUCAACUUCACGACGAUAGAUGUCCAGCAGCGUACAGGCCUGAAAGAUCCUCACGGGCCUCACGACAAUAGGACCCAGCUGCUGCAGAUGAGCCAGAGGACAGUGGAGCGCUUGCAGAAAAGCAGGCUUCUUUCGAGCUUCGACGCCCGCAGGCAUUGGCCCGACUGCAGCGAAAUCAUCGGCCGGAUCCACAACCAAGGUCGAUGCGGCAGUUGCUGGGCCUUCGGUGUCCUCGGCGCCGUGGAGAGCCGUCUGUGUAUCUCCACCGACGGCAUUUUCAGCGGGGGCCAAGCGCAGCUCUCUCGUGCCUUCGUGACAUCCUGCACCUACGCGAGAAAUGGCUGCGAUGGAGGUUGGCCAGAAGACGUCUUCAGGUUUUUGGAGAGCACGGGGUCACCGACGGGCGGCGACGCAGGCUGUUCGCCGUACAUCGUGCAUGGAGAUGGCACGGAGCACUUCAUCAUGUCUACCACGUCACCUCCCUGCCCAACGGAGUGCUCCAACAAAGCGUUCCCCAAGACCAUGCAUGAGGACACCUUCUAUCCCCGUGGCACCCACUUCCGCCUCGACCUCCAUUCGGCUGACCCGGCCGUCGCAUACCAGCUGGUCCGUGAGGCGAUCUUGACGGGUGGGCCAGUGGCAGCAUUACUUCACGUCGAUGGCCCGUUUUUUGCCUACUCCAGUGGGGUCUACACCCACAGCUGUGACCAGCAUCCCAACCACGUGGUGGUUGCUAUCGGUUGGGAGCCUGAUAGCUGGAUCUGCUUGAAUUCAUGGGGUACCGAUUGGGGUGACCGUGGCAGCUUCCGGGUAGGACUCUGUGUGUUGACGGAUGUAUACAUCCCAACGGUCAGCUUGGAGGGCAGCAACGUGGAAAACUACGCUUUCCCCUUGGCUGGCAGGGUCCAGACCCCAGCGCCCGGACUGAAUCCUGCAGCACGAUACCCCACCGUCGACGAGGGCAUUGCAGCUUUGGGGUACUGGACUGUGGACAAGCACUGCGAAUGCAUCAGCGCCUGCCGGUGGGACUGGAGGACCUCGACGUCGAACUGCGACGCAGAAUGGAGCUGCCAGCAGCAGAGUGGCUGGGCAUUUCCUUGUGAGAAAAAGCCCCCUGCAAGGCUGUUGACCGAAGCCUCCUGUGACUUCGAACUUGCCUGCGCUUGGACCAACGAGGGUGCCAGCCAUUGGACACUCUCCGGGGACGCGCCCGCACCUCAGGGACCCUCCAGUGCUGCUUCGGGUGCGAACUACAUCUACAUUCACUCCAACUCCCCAAUGACAGCCAUCUACCAGAGCCCAACGCUUAAUAGCAGCCUGAGCUACACCCUAGCCUUUGCUUACCACAUGAAUGAGAACGUCGGAUCUCUGGACGUCGAGGUCGGGGAUGCGCAUGGACGCUUCCACUCCGUUUGGCGCAAGACUGGUAACCAAGGUGGCCAUUGGAAGAUGGCAUCCCUGCAGAUCAGCGCGACUGUCACCGUUCGGUUCGUUGGACGUACCAGCGGCGGGAAGAGCAGCAACAUCGCACUCGACGAUGUCCUGCUAUCCCAAGCUACCAUCACCGCCACCACGACCACAACCACCACGACUGUCACUGUCUCCUUGUCAAAGCAGGGCCCCGCUCCGAUAUCUUGGUUGCCUUGCGCUUUUGACUCUGGCGGCAUUUGCCACUGGACAAACGAAGGGGAGAUCUCGUGGAUGGUGAACGCGGGAAGUACUCCCAGCAGGGGAACUGGCCCUGCUGGUGAUGCAGGCAGCAGCUACUACGGAGGCAGCUACGUUUACGUUGAGGCCAGCUCCCCCAACUAUCCAAGCAAGACAGCCAUCUUCAAGAGCCCGGUGCUUGAUGCCAUGCAGAGGUACGUCUUGACCUUCAAGUAUCACAUGGAAGGAGAAGACAUGGGAUCUCUGGAUGUUGAGGUUGGAGAUGUGCACGGAGCCUUCCGUUCCAUCUGGCACAAGGCCGGGAGUCAAGGUAACGAUUGGAACACGCAAAGUCUGGGCAUUAGUUCGGCUGUCGCCGUUCGCUUCGUUGCGAUCACGGGCCUCGGAUGGUCAAGCGACAUUGCUGUGGAUGAUAUCGACAUGACAUUGUGCCUGGUAUCUUCUCCUGGCCUUUCUUGUGAUUUCGAGGAUCACGCAACUUGCCUUUGGCAGGUCCCGUUUCACGAGUGGAGAGUUUAUCAGAGGAGCACUCCAAGGAAUGACACUGGACCAUCGGCAGGCUCCUACUACAUCUCUCCUCGAAGAACCUGGGGUUUCUCUGAGGCAACACGCACGCUUGAGAGCCCGAUCAUUGACUUCACUCAGAGCUACACGUUGACGUUUGCGUAUCGCCUCGAGCUAGAAGACGCGGAGUCUCUGGGCGUUGAGAUCGCAGAUGUGAACGGGGCCAUCCAGUCUGUCUGGCAGGUCAAUGGCAGCCAACGUGUCGAUUGGCAGAUGAUAUCCUUGAGCAUCAGUUCGGCUGUCAGAGUUCGAAUAGUUGCUCGUAAGGGGCGAACCGAUGAUGACCGCAUUGCUGUCGAUGAGAUUCGAUUGGAUGUGACCGGAAAACUCCCUGCUGAAACAACACUCAGCAGCACCAGCAGCACCAGCAGCACCAGCACCAGCAGCACCAUCACCGUUGCGAAUGUUCCCGCAUCGUGUGACUUCGAAGAUCAGUGUCCUUGGACAAACGAAGGGGAGAUCUCUUGGACAGUGAACUCAGGUGACACUCCGAGUAGUGGCACUGGCCCUUCUGCUGCUGCCACAGGUGCCAAUUACGUCUACGUUGAGGCCAGCUCCCCCAACAAUCCAAGCAAGAAAGCCAUCUUCAAGAGCCCGGCGCUCGAUGCCAGAAGGGGCUACACCUUGACCUUCGCGUAUCACAUGAAGGGCAGCUCCAUGGGAUCCCUGGAUGUUGAGGUUGGAGACGUACACGGAGCCUUCCACUCCAUCUGGCACAUGGCCGGCAGUCAAGGUGAUCAUUGGAACACGGCAUCUGUGAGCAUCGGUGCGUCCGCCUCCGUUCGCUUCGUUGCUGUCACAGGCGGCUGGUCAAGCGACAUUGCUGUCGACGAUGUCCAGAUGACGUCGGCUCCGACCACCAUUACCACCACCACCACCGCCACCACCGCUGAGAAUCCAUGGGUGUUGGUGAAAGGCGAGUGCACGGUCGAUGUAGAUGGCUGCAUCUUCAGCCCAAACUAUGGUGGAUUGAGGAAGUACCCGGAACGGGAGGGCUGCGAGUUUGAUGUGACGGCUGAGUACCCGAUGGAGGUUCUGGACUUCCAGGUUGAGCGUGACAACUAUGACUAUCUGAAGGUGAACGGCGAGAAAUAUAGUGGAAGUAUGCUUCCCCAUGGAGAAGUGCCAAGAAGCAAGAUUGUGUGGCACUCUGAUUACAGCGUGACCAACUUUGGAUGGAAGAUUUGCCCGAAGACGGUGUAG
Symbiodinium natans is the source of this 4026-nucleotide messenger RNA. NCBI's taxonomy places the organism in Eukaryota, Dinophyceae, Suessiales, Symbiodiniaceae. The record is from the annotation of a GenBank genome assembly.